Pieris napi is the source of this 1579-nucleotide messenger RNA. It is a transcript of the gene pelo, whose product is annotated as protein pelota. The transcript is spliced from 7 exons. The coding region runs from base 133 to 1293 and encodes 386 amino acids. Gene Ontology annotation, biological process: ribosome disassembly; nuclear-transcribed mRNA catabolic process, non-stop decay; nuclear-transcribed mRNA catabolic process, no-go decay. Gene Ontology annotation, cellular component: cytoplasm. The record is from RefSeq and is a predicted model, not a curated record. Lineage: Eukaryota; Metazoa; Arthropoda; Insecta; Lepidoptera; Pieridae.
AGCAAUUUUGUAUAUUUAAUAUUUUGCGAAGUACAAUGAAAACUAUAAGUUAUCCCUGAAUAUAUCUUGAGUUAUUGGAGUAAUAAAAAAUGAAUAAAUCUAUUUUUUAGUCCCCUUACAAAUAAAAUAAAAAUGAAGUUAGUGUUUAAAAACAUUGAAAAAGAUGGCAGUGGGAGCAUCGGUCUUAUAUCUGAGGAAUCUGAGGAUAUGUGGCAUGCUUACAACCUAAUAGCUGAAGGAGAUUCUGUUACUGCAUCGACCGUACGAAAAGUCCAAAAUGAGUCGUCGACGGGCUCUUCGACAAGCAGUAGAGUUCGAACUACGCUUACUAUAACCGUGGAAAAUAUUGAUUUCGAUACACAAGCAUGUGUUCUUCGUUUGAAAGGCCGGAAUAUUGUUGAGAAUCAAUAUGUGAAGAUGGGGGCAUACCACACAUUAGACUUAGAAUUAAAUAGGAAGUUUACAUUGCGAAAGCUACAAUGGGAUUCUGUAGCCUUAGAACGAGUAGAUAUGGCGUGUGAUCCAGCAACCUCGGCGGAUGUUGCUGCAGUGGUAAUGCAAGAGGGCUUAGCUCAUGUAUGCCUUAUUACAUCAUCAAUGACAUUAGUCAGAUCAAAGAUAGAUAUAACAAUACCUAGGAAGCGGAGAGGCUUCACACAACAGCAUGAAAAGGGACUUGCUAAAUUUUAUGAAGCUGUAAUGCAAGGUAUACUCAGGCAUGUAGACUUUAGUGUUGUCAAAUGCAUAAUUAUUGCAUCCCCUGGAUUUGUUAAGGAUCAAUAUUAUGACUACAUGAUGCAACAAGCAAUAAAAACUGACAAUAAGCUUCUUAUUGAAAAUAAAUCAAAAUUCUUGCUGGUCAAGGCUUCAUCGGGAUUUAAACACUCACUUAAAGAAGUUUUACAAGAGCCAUCGGUAAUGGCCAAGAUAUCGGACACAAAAGCAGCAAGUGAAGUUAAAUUGCUGGAAGGUUUCUACACAAUGCUGCAAUUGGAGCCAGCAAAGGCAUUUUAUGGAAAGAAGGAUGUUUUGAGAGCAAAUGAAGCUUUAGCAAUUGAAACACUGAUGAUUUCAGAUACAUUAUUUAGGUGUCAAGACAUUCAGAAGCGUAAAGAAUAUGUCGGUCUGGUUGACUCGGCCAGAGACAACGGUGCUGAUGUCAGGAUAUUUUCUAGCAUGCAUGUUUCUGGUGAACAGUUGGAUCAACUAACUGGUGUAGCAGCUAUUUUACGUUUUCCCAUGCCUGAGCUCGAGGACAGUGAUGCUGAAUACGAUUACUCGGAUUCUGAUUAAUUUUUAGGUUAUGUCAAAAUAUUGACAUUUUAAUAUGCGGAGGAAUACGAUUUUUUGUUACCCAUACUUGCUACGUUUUUCAUACAUUUUCUUGAUUUGACAUUUACUAUUCGAUUUAACGUAUUCGUACAGUUCAUGAAGUCGAAUAGUUCUGUCAAACUUUAAUUGUUGUAUGGGUAAUUCUAUUAGGGCUUCAGGUAUUUGGAGCUUAACAGAAGGAUGACAACAUGAGUAAACAAAUUGCAUGUAAAAUCGAUCCGAUAAUAAGAGCGUUCUCUAGUAUUUA